UCCUACCAAAAAAAAAAAAUUUCUUUACAUAAUAAUUCGUCUGUCAAAAUAUUAAAAAAAAAGUUAAAAUUGAGAAGAAACCCCUAGUUCUGGGAACACUGGUGCAGCUUGUCCAACUUCAUAUCUGGCUUGUAGAAGCUUCAAAGUCUAUUAUCAGCACCAAUAGGAAUAACGAGAAACCAAAACAAAAAACCCUCCUCUCGAUUUCCAUCUCCUUUCAAAUAUGCAAUUUAAUCUUAAUCUUCGUAUUUUAAAGAAUAAAACUUUAUACGGCUAUAACUCCACCGCUAAAGCCAUUACAAAAUCCUAAUUAACCCAUUUCUUCAUUCCCAAAAAAGCCCAAAUUUCCCCCAGUUCUUUAUUAUUGAUGGCAACAGAAGCUACAACAACAAAGUUCCAAAAUUCAGACUUCCGACCAGUGCCACAGCCGCCGGAUUUCCACCCGGAAUUGACAGUGAGUCCCCACGACGGGCUCCACUUUUGGCAGUUCAUGGUUGCUGGCUCCAUCGCCGGCUGCGUUGAGCACAUGGCUAUGUUCCCUGUUGACACUGUCAAAACCCAUAUGCAAGCCCUCGGCUCUUGCCCCAUCAAAUCGGUGGGUGUAGGUCACGCGCUCCGUUCCAUCCUCAAGUCCGAAGGACUCCCGGGCUUAUACCGGGGGAUCGGGGCCAUGGGUCUCGGGGCUGGCCCUGCCCAUGCCGUCUACUUUUCUGUAUACGAAGUUUGUAAAAAGUAUUUUUCGGGUGGGAACCCGAAUAAUUCGGCGGCUCAUGCGGUUUCCGGUGUUUUCGCGACGGUUGCUAGCGACGCCGUUUUUACCCCUAUGGAUAUGGUGAAGCAGAGGUUACAGUUGGGAAAUAGUACUGCUUAUAGAGGGGUAUUGGAUUGUAUAAAGAAAGUUUUGAAAAAGGAAGGUUUUGGGGCGUUUUAUGCUUCCUACAGGACGACGGUGCUCAUGAAUGCGCCGUUUACGGCUGUUCAUUUUGCAACUUAUGAGGCGGCGAAAAGGGGUUUGAUUGAGAUUUCACCAGAGAGUGCAAGUGAUGAGCGGGUGAUUGUCCAUGCCACGGCUGGUGCUCUUGCUGGGGCCUCUGCUGCGGUUGUCACUACGCCGCUUGAUGUAGUCAAAACUCAGUUGCAGUGUCAGGGUGUAUGUGGAUGCGAUAGAUUUAAGAGUACUUCCAUUAGGGACGUGAUUAAAACAAUAGUGCAAAAAGAUGGCUACAAAGGCCUCAUGAGGGGAUGGAUUCCUCGAAUGCUCUUUCAUGCUCCUGCUGCAGCAAUCUGCUGGUCUACAUAUGAAGCCGCAAAAACUUUGUUCCAAGAUCUCAAUGGUAGCACUGAAAAUGGCACUGUCACCUGAAGUACCAUAAGGAAAUUCCUGUUAAUGUAUGCUGCAGCUGCAUGACCAACACCUCAAGUGAUGGUGGAAAGCUUUUCUUCACAUGAUGGAUGGGUAAGCUAGACAUCCUUUCAUGGAUGUCAACACUCUAUUUAAUUGGCAUCCAUAGAAUGUAUACAUUGCUAUUUAUUGUAAUCAAUUGCAUAAUAAAUGUUGAGUCAGAAUCCCAUCAAAUCGUCAUCUGUCAUAAGUUUUGUUUUUGGUUUCAUGACAAUGUAAGGCAAAAUUGCAUCAAAAAGUUUUGAUUUUUACCCAAAA
Messenger RNA from Durio zibethinus, 1660 nucleotides. RefSeq lists its product as uncharacterized. Gene Ontology annotation, molecular function: ferrous iron transmembrane transporter activity. NCBI's taxonomy places the organism in Eukaryota, Viridiplantae, Streptophyta, Magnoliopsida, Malvales, Malvaceae. Gene Ontology annotation, biological process: iron import into the mitochondrion. Gene Ontology annotation, cellular component: mitochondrial membrane. The record is from RefSeq and is a predicted model, not a curated record.